Messenger RNA from Spodoptera litura, 543 nucleotides. RefSeq names its product ribosomal protein L28 (gene RpL28). Gene Ontology annotation, biological process: translation. Gene Ontology annotation, cellular component: ribosome. NCBI's taxonomy places the organism in Eukaryota, Metazoa, Arthropoda, Insecta, Lepidoptera, Noctuidae. Gene Ontology annotation, molecular function: structural constituent of ribosome. The record is from RefSeq and is a predicted model, not a curated record.
AGACAAUUCUCUUCUUUCCUUUUGUCUACGGACACGUUGUGAGCACGUUGUAAUCGGUGUAGUUUUAAGAAUAAAACUGCAAAAUGUCGUCCCAUCUUAACUGGAUGAUCAUCCGCAACAACAACGCCUUCUUGGUGAAGAAGCGUAACAUCAAGAAGCCGUUCAGCAAGGAGCCCAACAAUGUGACUAACCUCAACUCAUACAGAUACAACGGUCUGAUCCAGAAGAAGGCUGUUGGCGUCGUCGAGAAUCCCGACAGGAAAGGUUUCACAGUUGUAUACAAGAAGGCUAAGGCGACAAACAAGCCCGCCAAGAACGCAGUCCGCCGUCAGUUCAAAGCCGGCGCGAGGAGAUCGCUGUACAAGGUAAAGAGGUUGUUGAAAGCCAACCACUACCGCACUGACCUCUCCAAGGCUACCCUUCGUCGUGCAUCUGCCAUCCUUCGUUCACAGAGGCCCAUCAAGGCAAAGAAGCCUAAAACUGCGGCCGCUAAGACCGAAUAAGUUAAUGUAAGCUGACAAUAAAAAAAAAUUUAAAACCCUA